UACACUUCACAAUUUUCUCUCACACAUUCUCUCAAGGCUCUGAUCUUUCGAAUCAUAAAUUUUAGGAAUUCUAGAUUUUAAGUUGAGGCGGUCUUACAAAAGGACAAACCAACAAAAAAUAUAUUUUUUUCGCCCAGCAAAAAGUCAAUUCAUCAUGAAAUUCUCAAUCUCAGCACCGAAGCAGGUACAACCAAUCUUGAGCUUCAAAAACAAACCAUCCAUUGUCAACGUCAACUCUUUCCUCCAUCCUCACGAAAAAGUCGUCUUCGUAAUGGGAGCCACUGGAUCCGGCAAGUCUCGUCUCGCCAUCGACCUAGCAACACGGUUUCAAACAGAUAUCAUAAACUCCGACAAGAUCCAAGUUUACAAGGGCCUCGACGUCCUUACAAAUAAAGUGACACCUCAAGAAUGUCGAGGCGUGCCUCACCACUUGCUCGGGGUAUUUGACUCGGAAGAUGGAAACCUAACGGCCACCGACUUCGCUCUCCUUGCGUCACAAGAGAUCUCAACACUCUCAGCUAACAACAAGCUUCCUAUAGUAGCCGGUGGAUCAAACUCAUACAUCGAAGCACUUGCGAACCAUUCGUCUGGACCAUUGUUAAACAACUACGAAUGUUGUUUCAUUUGGGUCGACGUUUCCUUACCAGUUCUUAACUCUUUCGUCUCAAAACGUGUCGAUCGUAUGAUGGAAGCAGGAUUACUAGAUGAAGUAAGACAAGUAUAUGAUCCCAAAGCGGAUUAUUCUGUCGGGAUACGACGAGCUAUCGGAGUCCCCGAGCUCCACGAGUACUUACGGUACGAAUCUCUAGUGGACCGUGCCACACAAAGAAAGAUGCUUGACGUAGCGGUUAAAAAGAUCAAACAGAACACAGAGAUAUUAGCUUGUCGACAGUUACAAAAGAUUCAACGCCUGAGCAAGAAGUGGAAGUCGUGUAUGCACCAUGUGGACGCCACGGAAGUGUUCUUGAAACAUAAUGAAGAAGAAGCAGACGAGGCUUGGGAGAAUCUUGUAGCGAGACCAACAAAGAGAAUCGUCGACAAGUUUUCUAAUAGACAUGUGAUGAAAAAUGAUUCUGUUGAGCAUUGUUUGACCACCAUUGGAGCGGCGUCAUAGGACGGAGGAAGUGGAAGUAGGGCUCACAAUAUGAUAUGAAAUUUUGUUUUCCUAUUGCGAAAGUGAAGCUUUUUGGAGUGCGAGUUAAAACACGUAUGUGUGUGUGGUGGUUAUUCGUCGGAGGUUUUUUGCAACAUACAGGUGUGUGCCAUAGUACCUCGGGGGAAAGACGAAAAAGGUUUUUUUUUUUUUUUAACGUUUGUAUAGUUGAGAUUCCCUUAUAUUAAAUGUUUGAUACCUAUUUGAGUAUUUGACUACAAGCUCACGAUAACCAAAAGUUAU
Brassica oleracea var. oleracea is the source of this 1396-nucleotide messenger RNA. RefSeq names its product adenylate isopentenyltransferase 7, mitochondrial-like. Bases 155 to 1114 code for a protein of 319 amino acids. The record is from RefSeq and is a predicted model, not a curated record. The transcript has a single exon. Gene Ontology annotation, molecular function: tRNA dimethylallyltransferase activity. Lineage: Eukaryota; Viridiplantae; Streptophyta; Magnoliopsida; Brassicales; Brassicaceae. Gene Ontology annotation, cellular component: mitochondrion. Gene Ontology annotation, biological process: cytokinin biosynthetic process; tRNA modification.